UUUAUAGAGUAUAUUGAUGAUCUUCCUGAGUAUCCAAAAACUGCACUAUGUGGAUAUACAUAUGUAGUUCCAUCACAUGGACUUUCAAAUACUGAAGUCAGCGCUCUAAUUAGUGAUUUUUUAAGCCAGUCUCUUCUAUCCCAUCAUCAUACCUUUGUUGAUGAAGACUUUUGGAAGCGUUUUCAAGACACACGCCAAAAUGUAGAGAUUUCGGAGACGGAUACUGCUAAACGGAACGCCUAUAGCUACUAUAGAGCAAAACAUAGGUUUUUUCAAAAUCAGAAGCCCUGUAUAGAAGAACUUCCAACCUGCAGACCUAUAUUCAAGCGCUCUACCCAGCCGAACUUAUAUGGAGAUCAUACACCCUACGUGGCCUGUAUUCAUGAGACUGGAGGCUUUUUAGAAAAGCAUUGGAGAACUGCAAUUCAGAGUCAUACAGUUCUCGAUUUUGCUUUUCUUGAGGAGCUUUUUAAUAAUAAUAUCAUACCACCUACAGAGGAUUGCAAUAUAUUUGAGUCACUAUCAUCACGGCGGAAAUACUGUGCGAAUUUAAAUUUAUAUCCUUAUUUUAUUUUUACUUCUCAUGGUAUUCAUAAACACCCUCCACCGCCGCCAACAAAAACACCAGGAAGAAUUCUUCAAGGAAUAAAACAGCUUGUUCAGCAGAUCCGUGACCCAAGUAUGACAACAGACCACUUGCUAAGUACUUGCAUAGCCCAGUUUCUUCGAAAUCCGCAGCUUGAGGAUUUUUGCCGCCAGUAUAAUGCAUCUACACUUACUGAGCUACAUCCAAGCUUUUGUAAUAAAGAUAAAAUUAGUCUUAUUAUUCAAAAGCAACGCCUUUUAACAAAUCCAAAUGGGCAGGAUGUUGAUGGACUGAUCUUUUUACUAAAUAUUGAUCCUUUCAUUCGUUCAUAUGUUCAAGACCGAUAUCAUGAUGCAGACGGAACUAUGAUUUUUUGUGCUUAUAAAGAGCAGCUUCAACUACUUGCUCGCUUGGAAUCAUUUGAGGUUGAUAUGUCAUACAAACGGCUUAGAUCAAACAACAUGAAUGAGGUUCUUUUUGCAACAUUCCUCAAGGAUCAGAAUAAAAAAAAGAUUACUGAAAAGCCUAUACUUUUUCAUUCUAUUCAUAACAGUGGAUUUCAUGGAGUGAUUCUUGAUAUGGAUACCAAGCAGUAUAGCGGUAAGAAUCUUAUUAAUUACUGA
Aspergillus aculeatus ATCC 16872 is the source of this 1209-nucleotide messenger RNA. RefSeq lists its product as uncharacterized. NCBI's taxonomy places the organism in Eukaryota, Fungi, Ascomycota, Eurotiomycetes, Eurotiales, Aspergillaceae. The annotation marks the transcript as partial. The record is from RefSeq and is a predicted model, not a curated record. The transcript is spliced from 9 exons.